GGCAUGCCAAAAUCACUGGGGCGUGUAAAAGAUGCUAUACACAAAAGAAAUGUGAUAAAAAUUAGGAAGUUAGACUUCACAUGAUUAUAAUCAGAGUUAACACAAGUUUUCUUUGUGCGAAGAGAAUUUAAAUAAGGAGCAAGGCAAUCAUACACCACCAUCACCAUGCCACAUACAUCCGUGAACCUGUUGGGGAGGAUUUCGUUACAUUGAUGAGUGAGUUGGAUGUAUGAAUGAGCCUGAGUUCACAUAUGUUAGUACUUAGUGUACAAGAACUCAUGACACUCGUAUGGUAAGAGUGGAAACUACCUGAUUCAUGGCAGAAAUGUUUUAAUGGGUGAUAUAUGAAGAUACCGGGAGAUAAGUGGAAGUUCUUUGUUCAUUCAUUUACUUGUACUGAUACUGGAAAGUGUACAUGUUUCGGUCGGGAUUUUUAAUGUAUACAUGUGAAAAGUGUUCGAAAACUUGAAUUGACCAAUAUUCAUCUGGAGAUUGUACAUGAGUUGAUGGGGAUUUUUGAAGUAUACAUGUUAAUAGUUUUUGAAACUUUUCAUUGACCAAAUUUUGUCAUGAAACUCAUUAAUUUUGGAAUUGCGUCAGGAAUGUUUUAUUCCCGAUGCAUGACAAUUUCGUAGAUACAUGCAGUGAAUAGUGGAAGCUCUUUGUUCAUUUUUACGUGAUAUCUAUAAAUUGUACUUGAAAGAGAGAGUUUAAACACUGCUAAUUAUGUGGUAAGGGUAUAAGGUUUUGAAUUUGAUUACCAGCUAGUAAGUCGGAUAAUGUUUUCUGACAAUACAAGAUACUGAAGUGUUUGGUUCCUUAAUAGGAAAACGCGAGUGUUCAGUAAUGCUUUAGGUGAAGGGGAGUUGAAAAAAUAAUGUCAAAAUGUUUGUCUGGAGAUAUAAGUGUCAAGUCUUCAUAAAUUAAACAUGGCCAAUUCUAUUUAUAGCCAUUUACAAGUUUUGCUGGGCUAUGAUGUACAUGUUGAUGCUAAUUUACAUGUAGUCGUGAAUAUACAGUGAGUUUUUGACAAAUCGUUUCGGAGUUUGACAGAACAUUUUACAAAAUGAAUUACCAUGGCAACCAUAGAGGUAUCACAUAAAACAACGACAACAACAAACAAAAACAACAGCGUAUUUCCAUCUCAUUCUCAAUAUUCCAAUCAGUUUGAACGAGGACCUUUACCGAACGUGACGUCCCAGAAAGAUUCAAACAUGUGCGCCGGACGAUUGUGGAUAUUCCUUCUCCUUGGUGUUAUUUUGGUCGUACUGGGGAUUGUUUCGCUAGGGAUAUACAUGAAUAUGGAAAGCGUGACGUCUUCGAAGGAGAAUAUGGAGCUGAUGCCACUGUAUAUACCCUCUGGAAGUGUGCUGUUGGCUGGUCUGUGUGUGAGUGGUCUGUUUUGGAAGCGAUACAGAGGACUGGUCCUAGCUACUGUCGGUAUCAACGUAGCCUCCGCAUUCCUCUGUCUGCUUGUUGGGGUAAUCACGUUGACCCACAUGUUACAACCUCUGCGAACGUUGACGAUCUACUGUCGGUAUCAACGUAGCCUCCGCAUUCCUCUGUCUGCUUGUUGGGGUAAUCACGUCCUAGCUACUGUCGGUAUCAACGUAGCCUCCGCAUUCCUCUGUCUGCUUGUUGGGGUAAUCACGUUGACCCACAUGUUACAACCUCUGCGAACGUUGACGAUGUGCCGCUUCUACAAGAGUCAACAACUCUGUCAGUGCUUCUCCGCGUAUAGUCGGGACGUCUUCUCGCUGAAGUUUGAUGAUGAAGAUCUCACGAAGUACGACUUUGAAGGUGCCGCCAACUGCGAAGACGUACAAACGUUCCUACCGCAACUUCUCUACACAGUUUCCAUCAUAUACUGUCUGGUGUUUGUCGUGGCGAUUGGAGCGGCUGUGUUAGCCCUUUUGAUUUUGAGGGCGGAGAGCGUUAAACGAGGCUUCCUCUCGGCCGAUUCUUAUGAAGAAGUGUAUACAGUGAGUGGCUCUUCUCAGGACCAAUCCGAUAGUGAAUCAGACGACAUUCCUGAUGUCGUGACCUCUGGGCAGUGUCAAACACCUGUUACUAUAAAUAGCCAAACAGUACUGCCUAAAAAUAGCACCAGUCAGACACCUUUGCCUAAAAAUAGCACCAGUAAUUCAUUGAACCAGAACAGCACAAGAGAAAGUACACCAAUCAGUCAUUCUAUAAAUAAGGUUAAUACUGUAGGUCGAAGAGCUGUCACUCCUCAGUUGACCAAUCAGGAGCCAGUGUCAAGGACACAAGUUCAAAGGUCAAAGACACCAGGACUGAAUGACCUUGAACUUGGGAAGGAGAGUUUAGCAAAUAGAUAUAAAAUCAACAAAACACCCGACCGAGAAAUUAAUGUCAGACAAAGAUUAUCGAAAACCCCGGAUAGAGAGAUAGGCUCUCACAGGAGAAAUAGCUUUACAGUGUCAAAGAGGUUAAGCAAAUCGUGUGACUCUCUGGAUUCAUCAGGAAAUGAAGCUAGGGAGAGAGCUAAAAGUUUCGGUACUGACGGGAAAAAGAAGGGAAAGUUAAAAGACCAUCGGAGAAAAGGAAAAAGGGCCGCAACUGUGCAUACCUUGGACACAGAUCAGUUAUUGUUGAUCUUGAAUCUGCAGAUGAGAUAUUUGCAGGAAUCUAAGGAGCAGAAGACAACUACUGACAUUUAUGGUGGUGGGAGUGGGGUUCAAGGGAAUCGAAGGGCCGUAACUCCGCAGCCAGUAUCUCAGAAACAAAUAAUACCUCAGAAAAUACGGUCGCAUACUCCUCAGCCUAGAAGGGCUAACAGUAGAUUUCGGGACCAACGUGCGUAUGAUUCUUAUGCUCAAAAUUUACCUCAUAAUAAUGGUGGUCUAAAUCAGGCAUACAGACAGCCAUUACAAAGUGAUGGGAAAAGUUAUGUGAGCGACAGUGCUGCAAGUUCUAGAAGGACUUCUCAGUCGAGCGAAAAAUCCAACGACUUGUUAGUGAGUAACGGAAAUAAUGACUUUGUGUAUUAUCAGGGUAAUCGAGGCAAUAAAACGUUUGGUGCAGACAGUUAUUUACACUCUCAGCAAAUAAGACAAUCGAUUCAGACGGCUCCGAAUAUCAAAAACGGGUACAAUCCAUAUAUCCAUUCAGCGCAAGUUACACAAUCGGUCGAUAGUGUCAAUUACGUGACAUACUCUGACAGUAUGUUAAACAAUCCUUCAAACGCUCCGAUUUCCCGAUCGGGACCAGCGAUUAAUUUAAAAGCGGGACCAAAAUCACGACAAUCGGUUCAGAACUACUUUCUCCCAUCGCAACCGGUUCAAAGAGGGAAGCAUCAAAAUUUGCCACCGACUCCAAUUUCCCGCCAAAAAGUAACUGAUCGACAACUUCCUCCACAGCCCGUUCAUCGGGGACAAUCAGCUUUUCACAUUGUCGAUAGGAAAUCGAAAUCGAGAUCUUCGUCAGUUUCAAGUGAUCCGAGUGGACAAAUGAAUAUGGAGAUACCAAAAAGGUUGAGGUCCAAAAACAACAGUCCACAUGAUCCAAUCAGGGAUAACUUCAGCAUGCAGCCCCAGAUGAGAGACGGGGGAAGAGACAGCAGGAGAGAAGGGGAAAAUGAGAAUAGCAACUUUAUUCUCAGAGACCCUCAAGGGAGCUCUGGGCAGGAUGAGCCCCUGCCGCCUUACUCCGGACCACCAUCGUACAAGGAAUAUGUCUCAUCAUGUAACACAUCAGUUAAUUCUUCACUUUCUUCAAACCCUGAUGAUAUUUAUAGCUUCCCAAAACGCAGAGGUCAAAGGUUAAAUGGAAAUACAAGUGGUUACCAUGGUAAUGGUAAAAAUGAUAAGUUUGGCGGAAACAUGAGUGGAAUGGAUGAUAAAAAUGUUAGCGGAAAAAUGUUUAAGUUUACUGGUGCUGCUACUACUGAUAUGAACCAUAUAAACAGAGGUCAUUCAAAUGGUAUGGAAAAUUACCAAGGUGAAGGUCAAAUUCAGGGAAGUGAAGAGAAUUCUGGGAAAAAAUAUAAAUGGACCAAUCAGAAUUCAGGAAAUAAUGUAGUUCAGGGUCAGAGGUCAUGUGCUGAAGGUCAGGAAUCUAUAAAUAGCAAAGUAAAGGUUAAACCGAUAAUUGUUCCGGAGGAUUAUUAUUCAAGUGUAAUUAAAGAGCAGAAAAAUGACUCCACUUACGCAAACAAUGAUAGGAAUAAGAUGCCUGAUCAGAGUAUAAAUGACCAAGGCAAAAUUCGGGAACCAGAGUAUGGCAAUACUAAUGCACCAAAACUUGCCGGUUACCAGUAUAACUUUGAUGAUAUUGAUGGCGGUCAGAUUGGACCGGACGAACAUUAUCAUGAGUAUGAGGAUGUUUAUGAUACUCCCGCGAAUGUUAAAAAAAGCGGAAAAGCAAAGGAUGGAAACAGGUACUCUGUUAAGAACCAUGGUUUACCAAACUCUGGGUCACAUAUGCCAAAGAGUGUGAAAUCCAAUGUCAUGAGUCCCAAAGUGGAGAGAAAAUUUGAUAUUAAUGACAAAAUGGUGGAAAAUGUGCAUAGUUCAGAAAUUAAACACGGUAGGUAUGGAAUUGACUCUGAGUUUGCGAAAGCUAGCAGUAAAGUUGGAGCUAGUGUUGAAAAUGUUCAUGCUGAUGUCGUAAAGAAAAUUCCGAGAAUUCGAUUGAAUGAUUUGAGUGUGGAAAAUGAGAAUGUUGAUGAUGAUGAUGUUUUUGUUGAGGAGAGUGCUAUGGGUAACGGUAAAGUUGGUGAUGUUGAGGCACAGAUGGGCGGGGUUGCUACAAGGCGUAUUCAGAAUUAUGAAGAAAUUGAUGAACUUGAUUCAGCCAAUCAAAAUCAAGCAUCUGGUCAUGUGACUUGUGAUUCAUCCAACCAGCAGACGGAUGAGGGCUACAUGAAAAUGACAUUGCCUUCAAAAGUUUUUAAACUUAAUGAUAAUACUGAAAAUUAUGGAAUUGCAGUGCAUUUGACUGGAAUUUCUGCCAAUCAGAGCUCAGGAUAUAGUUAUUGUGCUGAGCAGAUCUCAACCAAUCAGAAUGCCCUGUCAGGUCAUGUGGACAGUCUUUCAGCCAAUGAGAGCUCUCGACACAUGCCUGAUGGAGAAGAUAAUUCAAGUGAUUUGACCAAUCAAAGUUAUGAAGAGACUGGUGUUUAAAAGACUGAGAUAAUUGAAUAAGAAGUUUUUAUAACCUAAAAUUAGUAUAAUUUUAGUGUACUCUUACCUUAAACAUUAUCUGUAGCUCUGUAAAUGUACAUGUUUAUGUGUUGCUCUUACAAAUUUGUACAUUGAAUGGAAUCAAGGCUGUUUUAAUUAAGAGAUCUCUAAUGUUUUCAUCUUGUGUAUACAUAGUGUUUUUGUUUUUGUUUGAGAUAAUCAUUGUCUUAUUUCAAAUUUGUGUUUGUAAUAAAAUGAAGGUUGUGUGUAAUAUAUAUAUAUAUAUAUAUAUAUAUAUAUAUAUAUAAUUCUUAGUGUCUGAAGUUAUAAUCUUUCUUGCAGUAACAAAUUCAAUUAUUUGUUACAAAAAUAGUAAUGAGCAUUAUUUUGAGAUUAUGACAAUAUAUUGACUUGCCAUUUGAUUAUCAGUACUUGCCAUUAUAUGUAAUAAUGUGUUCAACAUGCAAUUGAUAUUAUAAGAAGAGUGAUGUAUGAUAUUAUAAGAAGGGUGAUGUAAUAAAGGAUUGAUUCGGAUAUCAGGAUAAGGAGCUUUCAAAUUCAGAUUGUCAUAUAUUAAAUUUUGUUAAGAUUUUUGCAGGACAUAAGCAUUGAGGUUUUUUUUAAAUAGCUUGGAAUAGAUAUACAUGUAAUUGGCUCUGGGCCAGUAUUCAAUAUUGAUCUUAUCCUGAUCCUAAGACAUGCUUCAGUGAUUCCAUUCAGCCUAUUGGUCAGCUAAAUAUACCGGCCAAUCAGAAUUCUUAGCUUCUAAUCUUAAUUUUAUGUUCAAUCGAAGUUGCUUAUUGAAUCCGACCCCUGAGCAUAAUUUCAACAGGGUUCUAAUAAACUUCUAAUCCUGCUUAAAGCUUAAAUUCCUCAUUUGUAUAAUCAGACUGUUGUUAUCCCUGUGUAAACAUAUUUAGCUGAUUAUUCAGAACCUUGUCAAAGUUAAUACAUUGUUGAGGUCAUCGUUGUUAACUUUUAAUAUUUCAUGAUGUGCUGAUGUAUUAAAGUGAUGCUCUUAUUCAAAAUCAAUACAUACACAUGUAUAACAAACAUCAGUUUUGACUGAUAAACCUUUAAAUUAACUACUUACUAAAUAAUGCAUUUAUUGAAAAUAUCAAUUUAAAACUGAUAACAAGAUUGUAACCGUGUAUUUAAUAGCAUAAAUCUUAGCAAAUCGACUCGAGUUAAAAAUGACUGAAGAAAUUUUAUGAAUAUGCCCUGUAGAUAAUCUAUAGAUAUCUACUGUAGAUAUUCACUCUUAAGGUACAAAUUUGCUCCAAGAAUUUGUCAUUAAAUUAAUAAACCUCAGUUGAAUGUUGAUGUGGUAAAAGGAAUAUGUACAUAAUUGUUGUGGUAAGAUAUUACAAUCUUUUGCAAUUUCUGAGUACAAUUGUUCACUUGCUUUACGCUGCACUCUCACAGAUGGACCGUUUUGACGACUUUUUUAUUGUUUGCACUAGAAUGAGCUAUUUUUUGUGUUAAUGUAAGAAUCAGAUUGCAGUUUUUCACAGUCAUGUUCAAAAUUGAUGUUUUAUGCGGAAAAAAACACAGUUUUCUUGAAGCAUUAGUUACGCUUUUAGCCACGUAAAUAUUAAAGACUGUGAUCUGAUAUUUUGCCACCAGUCAUUUAUCAAUGGUUUCCAGAUAUUUAUGCAAAUAUUGGUUCAUUCAAAGACAAAAAUAAAGGUGUCAAAACGGACAAGGCAUCCAGGGUUCGAUUUUUGGCCGUAGCACAUGUGAGGUUAAUGAUGGACAAGUGACGUAAUACGUGUCUCACAAUGUUUGUAAAAUAAAAAAAAGUUCAAACUAAUCAAUUUGGAAUUAAUUUUAGAUGAAAGACAUUUUUAAAAAAAAAAAUGUUUAUAAAUAUACUUUGGUUUUUUUUAUUGGAAUUUCAGAAAACCUGGAAAAAAAUGUAGUUUAUAAUUGUUUUGAAGAAAUUAUUGUACAUGUAUCUUAAUAUGAAGCCAUUAUAUUUUACCCACAAUAAAUAUAUGCAUUGUUGAUUUGUAAUCAUGUUAAUUCUGUAUUUUACUCAUAAAUAUAUUGUGUAUUUUACAUGUUUUUCUACAAAAUAUUAUUGAAAGAGUUUUAAAUUUUAACGAAUUUCACUUAAAAUGAACAUUAUGUAUAUAUACAUGUAAUUCAUUUACAAUUAUGGUUGAUCCUUUUUGAAUUUUGUAUAUUUUUAUUCAAGUAAAAUU
This is a messenger RNA of Mya arenaria, 7351 nucleotides long. RefSeq lists its product as uncharacterized. The transcript has 9 exons. Bases 1077 to 5144 code for a protein of 1355 amino acids. Lineage: Eukaryota; Metazoa; Mollusca; Bivalvia; Myida; Myidae. The record is from RefSeq and is a predicted model, not a curated record.